AUGCCACGCAUCACCAGUAAGGAAACUGUCUGUUUGCGCGUUGGAGGAGCAGGAGGCAGAAAGCCAGCGCCCGGCUGGCCCUUGGCUCGCUGGGUUCCGUGCCGGUGCCCUGCGACGGGCCGAGGCGGUGGCUCCCAGGAGGAGGAGGCCAUGACGCAGGACCGUGCCGGUCGGUGCAAACCUGCGAAGCCUGUCCGUGGCAAUACAGCGGGCAGUCGGAUGGCCGAGCACCGGCAAGGCUGGGUCCAGCAAGAACAAAGAAACCACUCCGCAGAACCAGUAAUAGAUGACUAUAAAAAGAUGGGGACUCUCUUUGGCGAACUAAACAAAAGCCUUAUCAGAAUAGGCUUCACAAGGAUGUACUUUGGAGAACGGAUAGUAGAACCUGUAAUAAUUAUGUUCUUCUGGGUUAUGCUCUGGUUUCUUGGCCUACAAGCUCUUGGACUGGUUGCUGUUCUGUGCCUUGUCAUUAUUUAUGUACAACAGUAA
Opisthocomus hoazin is the source of this 489-nucleotide messenger RNA. Lineage: Eukaryota; Metazoa; Chordata; Aves; Opisthocomiformes; Opisthocomidae. The record is from RefSeq and is a predicted model, not a curated record.